Molecule: messenger RNA, 806 nt
Organism: Nanorana parkeri
Lineage: Eukaryota; Metazoa; Chordata; Amphibia; Anura; Dicroglossidae
Product: beta/gamma crystallin domain-containing protein 3-like
Exons: 5
Coding region: 99-743 (214 amino acids)
Biological process (GO): visual perception; lens development in camera-type eye
Molecular function (GO): structural constituent of eye lens
Source: RefSeq, a predicted model, not a curated record
AUGAAUCUUCGCCAUCAGCAACAAGUGAAUCUAGCUCCAUUGCUAAUAAGGAUCUGUCUCCAGAUGCUGUUUCUCUGACUGCUCUUUCUCCACUACAAAUGGUGACAGAUGCUGGAUUGUCCGCACCAAAACCUGAGAUAAAAUGUCAGCCCAGAACGUCAUCCAAAAGUGUUUACUAUCAGUAUUUCCAUUCUUCUCAGAACUACUCACAAGGUACAGAAAAUAAGGAAAACCCCACCCAAGCAAAAGUAGGUUUACCUACAGAAGGGGAAUCCAAGGAAACAGAACAUCAGAACAAUAUGGAUUUCGGCUCCUUAAAGUUCAACCCGAGGCCCGGAAAGGUGAUCCUGUCAGAUGUUAUACAUCAUGAGAACAAGAUUGAACUGAAAGGAGACGCUCUUGAUGCAACAUCCUGGUUGUUCCCAAAUGGUGUAAAUAUCCGUGUGAUCAGAGGAUGCUGGAUCCUGUAUGAGAAGCCACACUUUGAAGGUGAAGCACAUGUCCUUGAAGAAGGGGAAGCUGUGUUACUGCACCUCUGGGAUCCUCCAGGAGCCAGAGCUAAGCCAGAUAAAAUCAGCAUAGGGUCAGUAAAGAGAGUAGUGAAGGAUUACCUUCCAGAGGUUGUAAUAUCCCCCCUAGAGGACAUGCCAGACUCUCCAGUGUAUAUUCAUACAGAGGUUCCAUCCUUAGAGCAUCUGGUGGACAGACGGCCCCGAUCAUUAACAGUGAAUUCAGGAGUGUGAGUAUGGUUUGUUACAAUGAUGUUUUCAUGUUCAUGAAUUUUGAUUUAUUUACCAAAAGACAUU